AUGGCCAACCUGACACCCAUUCGUGACCUUGAGGUCAAAUAUACCCAGCUGUUCAUCAACAACGAGUUUGUGAAUUCUGCCAGCGGGAAAACUUUCCCCACCAUCAACCCGGCCACUGGGGAGAAGAUCGCUGACAUUCAGGAAGCUGACAAGGCUGAUGUGAAUAGUGCUGUGGAAGCAGCCAAGGCAGCCUUUGCCUUAGGUUCUCCGUACAGGAAGUUGAAUGCCAGCACGAGGGGACAACUCUUGAACAAAGUGGCUGACUUAAUUGAGAGAGACAUCAGUUACAUCGCUAGUCUUGAAACACUGGACAAUGGGAAAGCUUUUGCCCUUAAUGGCUCCAUCGGAGACACCAACUUUUCAGCACAAGUGUUUAGAUAUUAUGCUGGCUGGGCUGACAAGAUAAGUGGUAGAACUAUUCCCGUUGAUGGCAACCACUUCAGCUACACCCGCCAUGAACCUGUUGGAAUCUGUGGCCAGAUCACCCCGUGGAACUAUCCACUCGUGAUGGCUGCCUGGAAGAUUGCUCCAGCAAUUGCCGCAGGAAAUGUUGUCAUCCUCAAGCCAGCAGAGCAGACGCCAUUGACAACACUGUAUCUGGCUUCUCUCAUUAAAGAGGCUGGCUUCCCUGCAGGAGUUGUGAACAUCCUACCAGGGUAUGGACCUACAGCUGGCGCAGCAAUCACCUCCCACCCAGAUAUCAACAAGGUGGCUUUUACUGGAUCCACUGAGGUUGGCCAGAUUAUCAUGCAGGCUGCAGGUGCCACCAACAUCAAAAGGACAACUCUAGAACUGGGAGGCAAGAGCCCGUGUGUGAUCUUUGAUGAUGUCGACUUGGACACAGUUGUACAGCAGGCACAAGAAGCCUGUAUGACCAACAUGGGUCAGUGUUGUGCUGCAGGGACCAGAACAUUCGUGCAAGAGAAGAUUUACGACGAGUUUGUUGCCAGGAGCAGAGAACUGGCUAAAACUAGAAAAAUUGGUGACCCCUUUGAUGCAAGUACAAUCAACGGCCCCCAGAUUGAUGAGGAGCAGUUUAACAAAAUCCUGGAUUUAAUUCAAAGUGGCAGCAAGGAUGGAGCCAAGCUGGAGGUUGGCGGGGAAAGAUUUGGUGACAAGGGCUACUUCAUCAAGCCAACUGUCUUCUCCGGCGUCACCGAUGACAUGAGAAUUGCAAAAGAAGAGAUUUUUGGCCCAGUGCAGCAGAUUCUAAAGUUCAAGGAUCUGGAUGAAGUCAUUGAGCGGGCCAACAAUACUACCUAUGGGCUGGCUGCUUCCAUCUUCACCAAUGACAUCAACAGAGCUCUGACAUUUGCUCACAGUGUCCAGGCUGGCACUGUUUGGAUUAAUGACCACAACUAUGUGACCCCCCAAGGUCCAUUUGGAGGAUUCAAAAUGUCCGGCUUGGGCAGAGAACUGGGAGAGUAUGGGCUGCAAAAUUAUGUAGAAAUCAAACAUGUUGUUGUGAGGCUGCCACAGUCGAAUGCAGCACUACAGUAG
Molecule: messenger RNA, 1500 nt
Organism: Candidula unifasciata
Lineage: Eukaryota; Metazoa; Mollusca; Gastropoda; Stylommatophora; Geomitridae
Source: the annotation of a GenBank genome assembly